AUGCCACAAAGAUGUGUCGGCCAUCAACGUCUUUUCCCUUCUCUUUUACACACACACACACACACACACACACACACUCUCUCUCUCUCUCUCUCUCUCUCUCUAUCUAUCUAUCUAUCUAUCUAUCUAUAUAUAUAUAUAUAUAUAUAUGACCAUCUAUCUAGCUCUGUGUAUAUCUACCUAUGUCAAUCUGUUCAUCUCUGCUUCUCUCUUCAUCUAUCUAUCUAUUUUGGUCUGACUAUAUCUACCUAUGUCAAUCUGUUCAUCUCUACCUUUCUCUCUCUCUCUCUCUCUCUCUGUCUAUCUCGUUCUGUGUGUAUCAACCCAUGUCAAUCUUUUCAUCUCUGCCUCUCACUCCCCUAUCUAUCUAUCUAUCUAUCUAUCUAUCUUGAUCUGACUAUAUCUACCUAUGUCAAUCUGUUCAUCUCUGCUUCUCUCUUCAUCUCUCUCUCUAUCUAUCUAUCUAUCUAUCUAUCUAUCUAUCUAUCUAUCUAUCUUUUCUCUACGUCUCUCUUCUCUUUGUAG
Molecule: messenger RNA, 525 nt
Organism: Acanthosepion pharaonis
Lineage: Eukaryota; Metazoa; Mollusca; Cephalopoda; Sepiida; Sepiidae
Source: the annotation of a GenBank genome assembly